GGAGAUGGGGGAGGGGGUUAGAGGAGAGUCGGCAGGACUCGGAUCCACACACGCACGGCGAGACUACAGUCCACACAGUACGCACGCGUGUGUACUAUAGUCUACUGUAGUCUACACAGUACACGCACGUGUUUACUAUAGUUUACACUGUAGUACACACGUGUGUGCGUGUGUACUACGUGUGUGUACUAUAGUCUACACAGUACACACACGCGUGCGUGUGUGUACUAUAGCCCACACUAGACACACGCACGUGUGUGUGUACUGCAGUCUAUACAGUACGCACGCGCGUGUGUGUGAUGUAGGCGCAGCGUGUGUGUUAGAUGCGAAGUCUCGUGUGAGGGACACACGGACGCCACGCGGAGACACGAGAGAGAGAGAGGAGAGAGACGGAGGAGAGAGAAGAGAGACGGAGGAGAGAGUCUGACCCGAAGAUACGAGACACGACGGCGGCUGGCACUCCGGGUUCGUUCCGCGUUGUCUGGCGGACGAGACGGGGUGGCGUGGCGAGCGGCGGCGGCGGCGGCGGCGGCGGCGGAGAGUGUGGCGUGUCGCGGCAGCAUGCAUCGCACGACGCACAUCAGGAUGACGGAGCUGAACCCGCACCUCAUCUGCGUGCUGUGCGGCGGCUACUUCAUCGACGCCACCUCCAUCACCGAGUGCCUCCACUCGUUCUGCAAGACGUGCAUCGUGCGCUACCUGGAGUCCAGCAAGUUCUGCCCGGUGUGCGAUGUCCAGGUGCACAAGACCCGGCCACUCCUCAACCUCCGGUCCGACAAGACUCUGCAGGACAUCGUUUACAAGUUGGUGCCCGGUCUCUUCAAAGAUGAGAUGAAGAGGCGGAGAGACUUCUACGCGGAGCACCCGGAGGGAGACGAAGGGGCGGGGGAGUCGAGCGAGGCGCGGGGCGAGGUGGCGGACGAGGACAAGCAGAACAUCGCCGACGACGAGAUCAUCAGCCUCUCCAUCGAGUACACGGAGGGGCCGCCCAGCGACAAGGGCAGAAGCGAAGUGAAGCAAAACGGAGAGGAACUCCGCAAGCGCUACCUGCGCUGCCCGGCAGCCAUGACGGUUAUGCACCUGCAGAAGUUCCUGCGAAACAAAAUGGAGAUCCCACACAGCUACCAGAUUGAGGUUCUGCACGAGGAGGAGAGCCUCAAGGAUUACUACACCCUCAUGGACAUCGCCUACAUCUACGCCUGGCGACGGCAGAGCGGGCCCCUGCCACUGCGCUACCGCGUGCACCCGUGCUACAAGAGGCUCAAGCUCAGCCACGCGAUGGCCCCCCACGCGUCGGGAUUGGCUCCUCGCGAAACCGGCCAAUCGCAGCGGCAGCAGCAGCAGCAGCAGCAGCCGUGCUCCAGCGGCCAAUCAAAUGGCUCGUUGGGCAGCAGCGGCGGCGGCGGCGGCGAGCGCCCUGCUAUUCACCGCAACGGGUCGGAGGCGGCGACGGGAAGCGCCCGCCGCAACGGCAAAGCCAACGGGCAGAAGCUCGGACGGAGCGCUGAGCAGCAGCAGCAGCAGCAGCAGCACCGUCGCCAACAUCAGCAGCAGCAGCAGCAGCAGCGCCGUCGACACAGCCACCACGGCAGCGGCUGCGAUCGCCUGCGGGGUGCCGAGGAAGAGGAGGGCAACUCCGGGAGCGACUCCCGGAUGAACCCCCGUGCCGCCCCCCCCUCGUCCCCCCGAGUCGCCCCCCCCUCGUCCCCCCGAGUCGCCCCCCCCUCGUUGGGCCCCCCCUCGUCCCCCCGCACGAGCCCCCAGUCGACGACGCGUGACCACGCGUCUCCCGCCACGGCCGCGGCUCCGGCCACCGGCGCCCUCUCGCCGCCGCCGCCGGCGCCGCCGCCGUCUCAGCCGCUGGCGCUCAUCACGGCACGCCUGGUGGAUCGCAAGCAGCCGGGCGGUGGAGUGGAGCGCGUCGCGGCGCGGGAGGCCUCCGCCCCUGGGCCCCUCGCGAGUGGCCCCGCGAAUGGCCCGGAGAGUGCCUCUCGCGACUCCGAUGGCUCUUCGCGCGACGCGGGCGACGAUGAUUGA
Petromyzon marinus (sea lamprey) is the source of this 2037-nucleotide messenger RNA. The record is from RefSeq and is a predicted model, not a curated record. NCBI's taxonomy places the organism in Eukaryota, Metazoa, Chordata, Hyperoartia, Petromyzontiformes, Petromyzontidae.